GUUACUAAACUAAUUAUGAAGGAUGUACCAAAAAAAUCACAAUGCUACUUGAUUUUUUUCAUUGUUGUUUCCAUCUAAGCCAUGUAUAAAAUGCAGAUUCUUCUUAAGCUGACUGGUAGCUUGACUUUGUAUCCAAUUAUUCACUUUAUAUACAAUGCAAAUAUGGUUGUGUGGAUCAAACAUGGUUGAUAACAAAUAGAGAAAAAAUGGGUUCUCAUCAGAAAAAUCUAUUGGUUCUUCUUACUCUCAUAUGGAGUUCACUGAUAAUUCUAUGUUAUGGUAGUAUCUCAAGUGAGUAUUCCAUAUUAGCUUUUGACAUUAACAAGUUACCUUCAGAGGAACAAGUGAUUGAGUUGUUCCAAAAAUGGAAGGAGCACCACAGAAAGCUCUAUAUACAUCCCGAAGAAGCGGCUUUAAGGUUGGAGAAUUUCAAGAAGAAUUUGAAAUAUAUUGUAGAGAGGAAUGCAAUGAGAAACUCGCCACUCGGACACCGUCUUGGAUUGAACAGGUUUGCUGAUAUGAGCAAUGAGGAGUUCAAGAAUAAGUUUAUUUCAAAGGUGAAGAAGCCAAUUAGCAAGAGGAGGCUUGUUAAGGGUGAAUCCUGUGAAGAUGCUCCUAAUUCUUUAGAUUGGAGGAAGAAAGGAGCCGUGACUGGUGUGAAGGAUCAAGGCAACUGUGGUAGUUGUUGGUCAUUCUCGUCCACCGGAGCCAUAGAAGGAGUAAAUGCAAUAGUUACUGGUGACCUUAUAAGCCUUUCGGAACAAGAACUUGUAGAUUGUGAUACUACUAACGAUGGAUGUGAUGGAGGCUACAUGGAUUAUGCUUUUGAAUGGGUUAUAAACAAUGGUGGGAUAGAUACAGAAGCUGAUUACUCUUACACUGGUGUGGAUGGUACCUGCAAUGUCACCAAGGAGGAAACCAAAGUUGUUACCAUUGAUGGUUACACUGAUGUGGCACAAUCAGAUAGUUCCUUGUUGUGUGCUACUGUGAAGCAGCCAAUAAGCGUUGGUAUAGAUGGCUCCUCAUUGGAUUUUCAACUGUAUACUGGUGGAAUCUAUGAUGGAAAUUGCUCAAGUAAUCCAGAUGAUAUUGAUCAUGCAGUUUUAAUCGUGGGUUAUGGCUCGGAAGGUGAUGAAGAUUACUGGAUUGUAAAGAAUUCUUGGGGAACCAGUUGGGGAAUUGAAGGGUACAUUUAUAUUAAAAGGAAUACUAGUUUAGAAUAUGGAGUUUGUGCAAUCAAUUAUAUGGCAUCUUAUCCUACCAAAGAGUCCUCUUCAAUAUCACCAACUAGCCCUCCUUCACCGCCUCCACCAUCACCGCCACCCCCACCCCCACCUCCACCGACACCUCCUUCUCCGUCACCAAGUGAAUGUGGAGACUUCUCCUAUUGUACUUCUGAUGAGACAUGUUGUUGCCUUCAUGAAUUAUUUGGUUUCUGCCUCAGUUAUGGCUGUUGCGCAUACGAGAAUGCUGUUUGUUGUAGUGGCGCACAAUAUUGUUGCCCCAGUGAUUACCCCAUUUGUGAUAUUGAAGAUGGACUUUGUCUCCGAAACUUUGGAGAUUUAAUGGGAGUGGCGGCAAAGAAGAAAAAGAUGGGAAAACACAAGUUUCCAUGGACCAAAUUUGAACAAACAAAAAAGACACAUUAUCCUCUUCGGCUAAGGAGGAAUGCUUUUGCUUCAAUGCGUUGAAUCCGAAGGUUAUAGUCAAGUUGAUCCUUGAUAAUUUGUUUUGUUUUGGUUUUUUAUUUUGUGUUGGUGGCAUCCGUUGUGUUGGUUUGCUUGGAUUUUCUCGGUAUUAUGUACCGUGUAUUGAAAUUUAGAUCAUGUAUAUUUGAUUUUCUUCUAAAAGAAAAGAACAUUCGCAUGUAACCUCAAGGUUAUUUAUGAAACUUCAGCUCAAGAGAUGCUGAAUAUAAUUUGAAA
Messenger RNA from Trifolium pratense (red clover), 1925 nucleotides. RefSeq names its product low-temperature-induced cysteine proteinase-like. Bases 207 to 1691 code for a protein of 494 amino acids. NCBI's taxonomy places the organism in Eukaryota, Viridiplantae, Streptophyta, Magnoliopsida, Fabales, Fabaceae. Gene Ontology annotation, cellular component: lysosome. The transcript is spliced from 5 exons. Gene Ontology annotation, molecular function: cysteine-type endopeptidase activity. The record is from RefSeq and is a predicted model, not a curated record.